Molecule: messenger RNA, 675 nt
Organism: Notodromas monacha
Lineage: Eukaryota; Metazoa; Arthropoda; Ostracoda; Podocopida; Cyprididae
Source: the annotation of a GenBank genome assembly
AUGAACUCAUCCUGGUUGCUUUCUGCACUUCUUGGUGAAACAGCUGCGCCGGAAUUUUUGAAUGACUUCGAGGGUGACGCAAUCCGUCAGCCAGCCGCCGAGCCGCCUUUGGAGCUUUUCAGCUCUACUGACACUUCGGCGUCUUACGGAGGCGGCGUUCAAGUCCCAAAACCGUCGCUGAAGCUGAGGGAUUAUUUUCCGGAAACCUGGCUUUGGACAAUCGAGCUCGUCGGAAGCGAAGGUUCUGUGGUGAAGGACGAGAAAUUGCCUCACACAGUCACCGAAUGGGUGGGCAGUGCGAUUUGCUCCAACAAGAAGCACGGGUUCGGGAUCUCAAACGUGGCCAGGAUCAAAGCCUUCCAACCGUUUUUCAUUCAAUUCACGAUGCCCUAUUCCGUGAAGCGUGGGGAGAAGAUGCCGUUGAAAGUGUCCAUUUUCAAUCACAUGGACCACGACAUGCCCAUUUCGGUCACGCUGGAUGAAUCAAUGAACUUUGAUGUUGCUGAUGACGGCACGAAUGUGUAUCACUUGUGCUUGAAGAAAUCCGAUUCCGAAGUGGUCACUUUCAAUUUGACCUUCGCUGCCUUGGGUGAUAUCAACGUCACGGUGGAAGCCGCGACUAAUCCGACGUACGAGAAAGCAUGCGGUCCGGAAACUAUUCUGGCUUUCCAGUGA